Molecule: messenger RNA, 6642 nt
Organism: Thamnophis sirtalis
Lineage: Eukaryota; Metazoa; Chordata; Lepidosauria; Squamata; Natricidae
Source: RefSeq, a predicted model, not a curated record
AUCUUGGUGUGUCUUAUACACCGGUGCAUCUUAUAGUCCGAAAAUUAUGGUACAUUUAUUCAUAGACAUUGUGAUUAAAAAAGCAAGGUAAGCAAACAUAAAAUAAUAGAUAAAUAAAAAUAAAAUAAAAUGUAAAGCCAUCAUAAUGUAACCCAGUUAAUAUAUGGUUCUAAACUAAAAUUUGCUUAAUCAUGGUUUAUAAAUCUUUGUGAGUUUUUAAAGGAUGUCAAAUGCACAAGGCUUUUCUUAUUUUUAUAGGCAACUAACAUUUAAGAUGCAGUUUGUCAGGUUAGAGUGAAAAAAAGUUGCACCACUUAAACUCCUUUCUUCUAUGGUGCUAUUUUGUCAAUCUACCAUUACCCUGCUUAUUUGGUAUUAUUUCACUACUGAUUUGGCAGCAUUGUAACCUUUUGCAAAGCAAAUAUUUUAAAGAUUAGCCUGUACCGGUCUCAGUUUUCUCCUCAAGUUAUAAUCUGGGCUUGUUAAAAGUAAUUUUGAAGACACUUACAGUUUAAUUUUAAAAAAUGAUUUUAUGGUCUGUGAUAUAAAAUGUUCAGUUGAUCAAGUGACAAGAGUGCCUUUAAACUCUCCACAUUGCUUUUCCUAUUCCCUAAGUAUACCUUGUCGGGUUUGUGGCUUUGUUUUCUCUAACCUAGUGAAAAUACAUAGCCAAAAGGUAGACUUAGACACACUCCAGGAAGGAACACACCCUCUCAACAUAUUUCCUCAGAAUUACUCAGCCUGUGAUUUACAGGGCUGUUUCAUCGUCUAGAACUGUCUCGCUAUGCUCGGGAGGGAAAAGGUGAUGCCUGCCACACCUUAAUUCGGUGAUACGCUCAUUUUCAGAAGUUGCAAUGUGAUCAUUAACAUCAGGCAUUGCUCUGUAUUGCACAACCUGACUCACGUACAAAGUUUAAAGGAGGAGCAGAUCCGGGCAUACGGAUAUAGCCAAGAGGAGAACAAUACGAAGUAGCAUAAGGGAAAGUGCUGUAUAAUAACAAGGGCUGGGCGAGGGAGCAGCUCAGCUUAACGCUCAGCAAAAUGAGGGCUGCAGGAUGGAAGCUGUGCAACCUUGGGUGGCUGGCCUUCUGCACAGGCCUGAGGCUGUGUCUGGGACAUGUUUCACAACAGAGGAUAGCCUUUCCACAGCUCUUGGGCCAAGGGCAACAGCAACAAGGUCACUGGGAUUUUAAACCAAGACAGGAAUGCAGUCCAGGAUUCUAUCGUGAGACAGUGGGUCCAUUUACAGGAAAGUGUGUUCCAUGUAAUUGUAAUGGAAAUUCAGAUAGAUGCCUGGAUGGUUCUGGAAUUUGUAUUAACUGUCAACAUAAUACUGCUGGAGAAAAGUGUGAACGUUGUAAAGAAGGAUACUUUCGAGAUGCCAGUCAAGGACUUUGUAAGGAAUGUCACUGCCCUUACACAAACAGUUUUGCUUCUGGCUGUCUGGAAGAUAAUGGAGAAAUCCAAUGUUUUUGCAAAGAAGGCUAUUCUGGAAAGCAUUGUGAAAGCUGUGCUCCUGGUUAUUUUGGAAAUCCACUGAAAUACAGAUACUGUCAAAAAUGUAAUUGUCUGGAGAAUGGCCAGCUCACAACAUGUGACCGCUUGACUGGGGAGUGCAUAAGCCAAGAACCAAAAGACAUAGAUCCAAAUGAAGAUUGUAAUUCUUGUGGCAGUUGUGUAAUCACAUUGCUGGAAGAUUUGAGUACAAUGGGAAGUGAGCUCCGAGUGAUUGAAUUUCAAAUGCAAAGUAUCAACACUAGUGCCCAACUGCUGGGCCAGAUGAAGCACCUGGAAGUCCGUAGCAAGCAACUGGAGAGUCUGUUGAAUCACUCUCAUUCUGUUAUUAAAACUCAAAGCUCAAAGGUAGAUGAACUGGAGACAGGUUUGUCUCACAUUAAUCAAAAUAUUAAUGCUCUGAAAGAAAAGGCUGAAGGUAAUUACAAGAAAGCACAGAAUCUUUUAAAUAACUUUAGUAAAACUAAUCAAAGAGGAAGAACUUUAAUUUCCAAGAUCCAAUCUAUUCUCAUCCAUAUUAAUGUUCUCUUGGGACAGAUAGAUGGCACUUCUACAGAAGGAUCCUCUUUUCCUACAGAAUACUCUGCAAAAGAGCUGGUGAAAGCUCAGCAAAUGAUCAAUGAAAUGAGAAACCGCAAUUUUGGCCAACAGCUAACAGAAGCAGAAAAGGAAAAAGGAAAAGCCCAACACUUGCUAGAUCGAAUAAGGAAUGAACUAGAAAAGCGUAACACAAACAACCAAGGGCUCAUUAAAAGUGUGAGAGAUUCACUAAAUGAAUAUGAAUCCAAGCUCAAUGAUCUUCGUGAAUCUUUGCGAGAGGCAAAGGAACAAACCAAGCUAGCUGAAAACUUAAAUGGAGAAAAUGAACGUCUUUUGGAAGAGAUUAAGAAACAGACAGAAGAGAUGACUACCCAACAGAGUGCUAUAAGGGAUUUUCUGAAUUCUGCUAAAGCAUCAGUGUCUCAAACAAACAAUAUAUUUGAAUUGUUCCAGAAGAGUAAAGAGGAAUAUGAAAGCCUAGCUGCCAAUUUGGAUGGAGCAAAGAAAGAUCUGGAUGAAAAACUGAAGAGCCAAUUCUUAUCGUCCAGUAAGGAACCUUUGGUAGUGAAAGCAGAAAUGCAUGCCAACUCUUUACAAGACCUGGCAAGAAAGUUGGAUGAACUCAAGAGGAAUGCCAGCAAGAAUGAGCUAGUGACCUGUACUGUGGGAACUGCUAGUGCUUUUGAGAAUAUUUCUGAUAUUAUUCGAGCAGCAGAAGCAGCAGCCAACAAAGCAUCAAGUGCAGCAGAUUCAGCUUUAUCGAUCUCAGUCCAGCACUUGAUGAUAUGAAGAACAAGCUUCAGGAAGCCGAACGGAAAAAAACUGCAAUACGGGGAGAUCUUAGUGAGUUCCAAAAUAACCUCCAGGGAAUAGAGAGAGAUAAUACAGAGAGUUUAAUCACAACUGCAAAUACCAUGAUUAAGAAUGCCAACAAUAUUACUACAAAUGUACUCAGUGAACUGGAGCCAAUUAAAGCUGGAGUUGAGAACAUAAAAAACACUUAUGAAAAUGUACAGAUUACUGAUUUCAACAAGGCUUUGAGAGAAGCAAGCCAUUCAGUAAAUAAUUUAACAAGCAUGCUCCCAGAUCUGUUUAACAAGAUUACAAAUAUCAAUCAACAAGUCAUAUCAACAAGCAAUCUAACUGAGAAUAUAAAUCGCAUCAGGGAGCUCAUCCAGCAAGCCAGGGAUGCUGCAAAUAAGGUGGCCAUCCCUAUGAAAUUCAACGGCAAAUCGGGAGUUGAAGUUCGACUUCCUGAUAUCCUGGAUGAUCUGAAGGGUUAUACUUCCCUUUCUUUCCUUCUACAAAGGCCUAAUAAAAAGGAAGUCAUGACACAAACACGCAACAUGUUUGUCAUGUAUCUGGGUAACAAAGAUAGUUCCAGCAACUAUAUUGGUAUGGCUAUUCGUGGUGGUCAUCUUAUUUGUGCCUAUAACUUAGGAGGCUCCGAAAAUGAAAUACGAGUGAAGGAAAAAUUGAAUGAGAAAACCACUAAGGAUAUAGCUUUGGAUCAGGUCACAUUUAAGAGAAUUUACCAGUAUGCAGAAUUAGCAUACAAGCAUGCUGCACCCUCAGAUUUGUCAACCAAAGAUCUCAGUAGGAAUAGUAACACUCUUCUUAACUUGGAUCCUGACAAAGUGGUCUUCUAUGUGGGAGGAUAUCCACCAGAAUUUACGCCUCCGAGUCUACUGGACUAUCCACAUUAUGAAGGCUGCAUUGAAUUAGAUAGCUUAAAUGACAGAGUUUUCAGUCUGUACAAUUUCAAGAAGACUUUUAAUCUUAAUACUACUGCGGUGCAACCAUGCAGGAGAUACAGAGAACAAUCUGCUGAAUUUUACUUUGAAGGCAUCGGUUAUGCACAUAUCAAAGCUUCUCCAGGCAGAGGAAUCAUAAAAUAUGAACAAACCAUUCAAACUACUUCAGAUGUCGGGUUGGUGUUCUUUGCAGAAAACCAGGACAAGUUUAUUAGUUUGCGAAUUGAAAAUGGCCACCCAAUAUUCACACACAAAGUUGAUUCACAACCUCCAAUUGAAAUAUCAAAUGGAAUCAUGAGCAAUGUACCAGAAAAACUGGUUAUUUUACACAUUUCCCCCCAAAGAUUUAUUUUUGGGGUUGACACACUUAGAUUAUUUGCCAACGUGACUACAUUUAAUUUUGAUUCAUAUUACUUGGGAGGAAUUCCAACCUAUCUAAGAGAACGGUUUAAUAUAUCCACACCACCAUUUCGUGGGUGCAUGAUGAAUAUUAAAACCUCAUUUGAACGUUCCAUAACCUUCUCUGAAAGUUUUGGUGUCAGCAGAAAAUGCCCGGAUGACUGGAAGCUGGUGAGAACCGCAAACUUUUUCAAGAAUGGAGUUCUUGACUUAAGUGAUAAAGAUUUUCCAUUCCCUGAUAAUUUCCAAGUUGGAUUUGGUUUUCACACAUUGGCAGUUAACGGAAUGCUACUAAGUUAUAAUACACGGCUUGCCGAUUUUACCAUUCUCCUAAGAAAUGGCUAUGUAAUUGUAAGCCUGGCUGAUGAAGUAAUCGAAUCUAGCAAAAAAUGUGAAAUUGGUUCAAUGCAUUACAUAACAGUGAUAAAAGAAGAUGAUAUGCUGAAGUUAUUAGUUGACGAUAUACCUAAGUCAGAAACAGUUGUAACUCCUGAAAGGAAAUCAAUGAAUCAACCAAUAAAACUGGGUGGGGACGACUUUGAAGGGUGUAUGUCCAAUGUCUUUAUAGAACGUUCACAGCUACCUGCUCAGGUUCAAAAUUUAACUGAUUCUGUUAGAAGAGAUGUGUCUCUAGGAUUCUGUAUGAUUCCAGAACGACAAAAGCCAAUGCUGUUGAAAGAAUUACCAGAUACACACCAUCGAAAGUUUUCAAAGAAGAGGAAAAAUAUUGCCCAUCUGACAGAUUCAAAUAGACAGCAGAACAAGAAUGGCUGUCCUUUGCAUGCUGAGUUAAAAUUUGUCUCUGAAGCCUACCACUUUGGCAAUAAUCUAGGAACUUAUUUGUUGUUUUCAAUAUCCCAAACAUCAACAGACAGAUCCCAUUUUGCUGUUGAUGUUCGUACAUCAUCGUCUAGGGGAAUGGUCUUCUUCAUGGGAGAUCAGAUGGGGAACAGAUAUGUUGCUCUUUACCUUUCAAAAGGACGGUAUGUCCUUGCAGUUGCCUAUGAUGGAAAAAAGAUAAAAAUCAAGAGCAAAGCUAAAUACAGUGAUGGACAGUGGCAUAUGGUGACAUUCAGCAUUAGUGAAAACAAAAUACGCCUAGUAAUCGAUGGUUUGAAGACUCACGAAGGAAACCUGCCAUCUUCUUAUUCUUAUUCCCAGAUAAAUGCAUCAAUAUAUCUAGGAGCUGUUCCAUCAUUAAACAUUAAGAAUAUUCCAGAGAAGAGUUUUGUGGGCUGCUUGAGAAACUUUCAAGUUGGGAGAAAACACAUGUAUACUUACCAGCAAAACAAUGGUGUCCUGCCUUGCUUGGACAAUAUUUUGGAGAAUGGUGUUUCAUUUUUCAACGAAGGAGGAUAUAUUGUGAUUGAAAACACCUUUUUAAUAAACAUAGACUAUAGGAUUGCAUUUAGCAUCCGUCCAAGAAGUUCCACUGGCAUUUUAAUCCAUGCUGGCAGCAGUCAAGAAAACUAUUUCACUCUUUACAUGGAAGGAGGCACGCUCACUGCCUCUGGAAAUAAUGGUGCUGGCGAAUUUUCUCUCUCUGUCACACCUCAGCAAUCUCUGUGCGAUGGACAGUGGCACUCUGUAGCAGUGGCUCAGAAGCAGAAUAUUAUCAACUUAUAUGUAGACACAAAUAGAAAUUAUACUGCUGCACUAUCACCUAAGCUUUCUACCAGUCAUACUCAACCACUCUAUUUUGGAAGAAUUCCAGUUAAUUUGGAAACACCAUGGCUUUCAAUUCAGGAUGUGUUCCAUGGCUGUUUAAAGAAUAUGAAAAUUAAUUACAAAUCUAUCUUACUGAACAAAAUGUCAAACAUUAAUGGUGUUGUCAGCCUGGAAGGAUGUCCUGUCUAUUAACUGUUCCAUAUAUAUCUUCUGAGUAUAAAACCAUCUAAUGUGCUGUAUGGAUAGCCACAAUAUGGUUUGAUCUCUUUCUAUGGUCUUUUGCCCUUGUUUCCAUCACAAUUCAGUAUGUUCAGUAUAAUUGUGGUCUGUGUUGCCUUUCUUUGAGGUUUCUUGAAGCUUUUGUUGUCCUGUGUGCAAACUGUCUAUGAUAAAGCCACUUGAAAUAUAAAAUGACCUUCUAAUGUAAUAUGGUGGUAUUUUGCUUUCAACAACAGCUGAGUAUACUUAGAGCAAUUGCAUUGACAAAAAUCCGGACUCCUAAGGCUCCUGAAAUGAAAAGAACUCCCAAAAUAAGAAUUAGAAGGUCCUUGGACACAAAUAGAACCGGACUUCACAGAUAAAAUGUGGAAAAAUAAAAUACAUUGUUGAAUUGCUGAAUUAUUUUUUUGUAUGCUGAAAUGUGCAUUUAAUAAUUGAUAAAAAAUAAUAUAAAUUGAGUAUGAAGCACUUUAAAAAAUUUAGCAUACUGGAGGUGAUAGUCUUAAGAGUUUUAUUACCAAAUAAAUGCAAUUUUCAUUUUGGAAAA